Messenger RNA from Stegodyphus dumicola, 1121 nucleotides. RefSeq names its product ubiquilin-1-like. Gene Ontology annotation, molecular function: polyubiquitin modification-dependent protein binding. The record is from RefSeq and is a predicted model, not a curated record. Lineage: Eukaryota; Metazoa; Arthropoda; Arachnida; Araneae; Eresidae. Gene Ontology annotation, cellular component: cytosol. Gene Ontology annotation, biological process: ubiquitin-dependent protein catabolic process.
UUUUCUAACUUGUCUUCAUCUCUACUGUAAUUGUUCACUGUUGUGUUAAGAAAUCAUCAUGGCGGAGGAAGAAACGGGCCCUAAAAUUACGAUUUUUGUAAAAACAGCAAAAGAGAAGAAAUCUGUGGAAAUUGAGGAGAGUGCUACUGUAAAAGAGUUGAAGGAGGAAGUGGCAAAACAAUUCAGCACUACCACUGAGCAAGUGUGUUUGAUUUUUGCGGGUAAAAUUUUAAAAGAUCAUGAAGACAUUAAAAGUCACAACAUCAAGAAUGGAUUGACUAUUCAUCUGGUCAUUCGAAGUGGCAAUAAACAACAAGAAUCGCCAUCAUCAACAACACCAAACCCAACCAAUCCACCUGGAAAUAUGUUUGGGCUUGGGGGUUUUGGUGGACUUCCUGGAAUGGGGGGGUUAGGAGGCCUUGCAGGACUUGCCAACAGUCCAGCUUUUUCUGAUAUGCAGCAAAGAAUGCAAAGAGAGCUUAUGAAUAAUCCAGAAAUGAUGAGACAGCUAUUUGAUAGUCCUAUUGUGCAGUCCCUAUUCUCCAAUCCAGAGACUCUCAGAGAUAUGAUUAUGAAUCAUCCUCAGAUGCAGCAGAUUAUGGAGAGGAAUCCUGAAAUUAACCACAUUUUCAAUAAUCCUGAUCUUUUGAGGCAUACAAUGGAAAUCAUGCGAAAUCCUGCUAUGUUACAAGAAGUUAUGAGGAAUCAAGACAGGGCACUUAGCAAUAUAGAAAGUGUUCCUGGUGGUUAUAAUGCUUUGAGACGCAUGUAUACAGAAUUGCAAGAACCUAUGUAUAAUGCAGCUCAGGAGCAGUUUGGGACAAAUCCAUUUGCAUCUCUUGUAAGCGAUUCUGGAGAUAAUGAUUCAAGUCAACAAGGAACAGAAAACCGAGACCCUUUACCCAAUCCUUGGGCACUUGGUGGAACUCAGAGUUCUGGUUCAACACCUCGUCCUGCAGGUUCUACUACUCCUAAUUUACUAGGAUCCCCUGGAAUGCAAAGCAUGUUCCAGCAACUAAGUGAAAAUCCACAGCUUUUAUCUAACAUCAAUACUCCAUUUUUACAGUCUAUGAUGCAAACAUUAGCAGCAAAUCCUGAUGCCACAACUAGAGUAAUUUCAU